Dendronephthya gigantea is the source of this 2053-nucleotide messenger RNA. RefSeq lists its product as uncharacterized. Gene Ontology annotation, molecular function: protein binding; carbohydrate binding. Lineage: Eukaryota; Metazoa; Cnidaria; Anthozoa; Malacalcyonacea; Nephtheidae. The record is from RefSeq and is a predicted model, not a curated record. The coding region runs from base 36 to 1967 and encodes 643 amino acids. The transcript has 11 exons.
UCCGAAUAUCAUUGUUUACAAGUGGUGAGCGUCAAAUGGACUUCUCAAAAAUCUUCGUUUGUUUCUUCAGCCUGAUUUGCGUUUGCUUGUUUGGAAAAGCGUUCUCUUGUAAACCAUCAAAACGGUCGGAAGAUACGUGGCAAAUCCGUCACUCCAACGGACUGUGCAUCAAUAAUUUGAUCAAUGGUUCCCUUGUUUGGUCACGGGAUUGCAAUACAUUUAAUUCAUUUUUCUUAGUCACAUACAAUCACUCAAUAUUAAGUCUGUUUGGUCAAAGAUGUGUUCUACCGUCAACAAAUAUAUCCGAUCCAGGAGAGGGAGCAGAUCUCCUGCUUAAAAACAUAACUGAUUGCACCAAAAAUGUGGUUAAAUUCCGGCCGACAUGCAAUGGUCAAUUACAAUACUUCUACAAAAACAGACCUUAUAAAUUGUGCAUAGGAAGUCGUACAGGCCACGAACCACGUGAUAAUGACACAGUUUCUAUUCUGAAAUCAGUUUGCGACAUCGACAGCUCUUGUAAACUAAGUUAUGCAUAUCAGAGGACGUUUAGCGAAAACGAAGUUGCAACUCUCGAGUGUGAGACGUGUUCGACAAUCCGGAUCGUUUGGGCUGAAUACGGUGUUUUAAUCAAUAGCCAAAAUCACUUCGUCUUGAACAAAAGUGAUAAAAACUGCGUGACCAACACAGCCAUCACAGUGAUGAUAAAAAAGUGUAAUGGGACCAGAAAGUGUUCAUUUGAAGUCCAAGAUUCGGAUUUUUUGAGUAACAUCUGCAGAAAUAAUACGGCUUUAGUUGUUCAAUAUCGUUGUCAAAAAACAAUACCAGCUGCUCAAAACGACCUAAAAAUUACAGUUGAAGGUCAGCAUAGGCUUUCUGUCAAGUGGCCGAACGACAACGGAGUUGCAAAAAAAUUCAAAUAUCAAUUAUAUCAUGUGUUCAAGCUGUGUUGGAACAAAGUAGGGGAAACUAGACAAUGUUUGUCCAAAGUGUAUCCUGGUAAUUUCGUAAAUGAAACACUUUCCGGGCUACAACCAGCAACAAAAUACAGUGUAACCGUUGAAAAAUAUCUAAAUGACGGGAAAUCGAUUCGUAUUAAGGUAUUCGACAGAAGACAAAAAAUUGCCAUGACCCGUUCAGCCGCUCCCAAUCCGAUAGGAACAAAAUCAACAACAGCAUUUCAAAUCCAACUUGGAAAGCUUCAAGCGGACGAUAUAUAUGUUCAAAUUGUGCUAUCAAAACUAAAAACUAUCGCAAAACCAACGAAGCAUCCCGAGAUCGUAGAGCAGUACGAUAAAAACACUGUGGAUUGUGUGCCAUACAUUGCUGCAGAGUUUGGAAAAACCCACUUCGAUCAAAUCAAAGGGCUAUUUACUGUUGGAGAUAAUCAACUAUACUCUGAAUUUAGAAGCAAUAGUAAGAAAAGAAAAAUAUUUCGGAAUGUCCAUCUGGAACGUGAUACAUAUUAUUCUGUUUUUCAAAGAACAUAUAAAAGUUUGAAUUUGUCCUACGAUUCAGAUUGGAUGGAUGUCGUUUGCACUGCAUCUGCGAUGGGAACAAUUACUCCAAGUGAUAAGGAAAAUGAUGAAAAAACUGACCAACCUUGUACAGAUUGCGGCAAAAAAAUGGAUGAUAAAAAGGAAUUAUAUAUUUAUAUUGGUGUACCUGUCGGAGUUGUCGUUGCUGUCCUCCUUGGCAUCGGGCUGUUUUGUUCCUGUCGUCGCGCCAGAAAUGGAAGGACAGAUAAGUCUUCUGAGAACGCUAAGCCACGGAAACCUAAGGACAAUUCAAGUUACGAAAGUUUGGAUUUAACUAAAAUGAAUUCAGGGGACGAUCAUUACGAGUCGUUGGAUGGAAAUUCAGUGGGAGAUAAAGUGUCUGUUGAAAACGAAGACGCUGCAUACACUGAACUAAAUACCGUCAGAGAUAAGGAAAGCAAGUAUGAAAGUUUAAAAUACACCAGAAAGUAGGACGUGUAUUUAUUAUAAUUAUGAGACGAGUUGAUACUUGAAUGAUUCAACAACAGUAGCCUAGCCUGGCCAGCCUGAUAAUUUAG